GUUCUGGCUUGGCAGCCUCGCACUCCUGAAAAAUUCGGAUCCAGGUGGCAAAGGGAGAGAUGGGUGGAUCCAAGACCAGUGUCGUUUUGCUUUCGAUGGUCUUGUUCAGCGGAACGUCCAGCGAUGCUCGUUUUCUUUCCUAUAAUUUCACCAUUGAUCCUUGGCCCAGAGAUGAUCAGCCAUGGUGUAAGGUUCAAGGAGAUGUUGAUCAAAAGAUCUUUCUCUCCUAUGACUGUGGUAGAGCUCAGAUCAAGUACCUUAGUCCACUGGGAGAGGAAGUGAAAAGUAUGAGCGCCUGGGAAACACAGACUGACACACUCAAAGACACUGGAGACUUGCUCAAGGGGCAAAUGCCUGACGUUACACCGGAGAAACACACAGACAAGGGCCCUCUCACCCUGCAGGCCAGGAUGACAUGCUGGCGUGAAGGCAAUGGACACACCAGUGCAUCCUGGGAGUUUGGCUUCAACGGACAACUGUGCCUCCUCUUUGAUUCGAAGAAUGGAUGCUGGACAAUGGUUCAUUCUAAAGGGAGGCGGAUGAAACAGAAAUGGGAGAACGACAGGGCUGUGACGGACUUCUUCAGGAAGGUCUCCAUGGGAGACUGUCGGGCCUGGCUUCGGGAUUUUAUGGUGUGCUGGGAGAAAAUGUUGAAGACCUCGGCAUCACCAACCACAGGCCCCCCUACAGUGAAGUCCUCGGCCACAGCCAUCAAGCACAUCACCUGGAUCCUCCCCGUGCUCCUCACCAGUUUCGUCAAAACUGUCUUCCUGGGCUGAGUCCUUUUCAGGAGCAGGAGACGGUGCUCCCAGGAAGCAUGGCAGGUGCUCUGUCUGCCUUUCUCCUGCUCUUCACUUUAGAUCCAGGACAUCAGACCCCAUGAAUCCUGAGUCUGUUUUCCGGAUACGAUGUCACAGUAGAUGCAUGAUUUCAUGGGCUUUAUCACACUUGACGAAAUCCUACACAGCAUUUCUAAAAAAAAAAACCAGAAACAAUUUAUUUAGCCACCUUCUCCUGGUGCUAAGUGAUGGAAUUUCUACACUGAAAUGUUCAAGUACUUGAAGAAAUAUCCACAAACGGGACAUUUUUCAUUGUCUUCUAGUUUGUGGAUAAUUAUACUCUGCCUCGUGACCUCGUUCUUGUAAAUGAUAUUGCAAGAAAAAUACCAUCUGCUAUUAGAGGACUCAGGGAUUCUUUCUGUGUCUGGAGAAAUCACCUCAGCCUAUUUUCAAUAGAAGAAAGUUUUAUUUAUGACUAUUUCCCUUAAUAAUUUAUUAUGCUGAAAGGGAAAGUGUUAGUCGCUCAAUCGUGUCCAACUCUUUGUGACCGCCUGGACUGUAGCCCGCCAGGUUCCUCUGUCCAUGGGAUUCUCCAGGCAAGAACACUGAAGUGGGUUGCUGUUUCCUUCUCCAGGGGACGUCUCCAGCUCAGGGAUUGAACCUGCGUCUCCUGUGUCUCCUGCGUUGGCAGGCAGAUUCUUUACCAUCUGAGCCACUGGGGAAGCCUGUUUAUUAUGCUAGUGCUAUUUAAAUCAGCAUCUCAGGACUCCAGAAAGCUUGAAGUAUGUGAGAGUUUUGUUUUCUAACCCACAAGAGAGGUCAUGAUGUGUCACCAUUUCUCCGUCUUAUGGGAUUCAGUGCACCUGGUGAUUCUGAGGAAACAGGGUCUGAGAGGACACACGCAGCUCUGCUCACAGCAGCCGGAACCUAGAAGCCACCUAAACGUCCACCCACAGGUGAAUGGAUAAAGAAGAUGUGGGACAUAUACACAGGGCAGUAUUACUCAGCCAUCAGAAAGAAAGAAAUAAUGCCAUACGCAGCAAUGUGCAUGGCCCUGGAGAUUGUCAUAUUGAACAACAUAAGUCAGACAGAGAGGCAGAGGCACCUGUUGACAUCCUUUAUACUCAGAAUCAAAAAAGUGAUACAAGUGCUCUUACUUACAAAACAGAAAGAGACUCACAGACUUAGAGAAUGAAUUUAUGGUUGCCAGUGGGAAAGGAUGAGGGGAAAGGAAUAGUUAGAGAGUCUGGGAUCAACAUGUACACACUGGUUUAUUUAAAAUGGAUAACCAGGAAGGACCUACU
Budorcas taxicolor (takin) is the source of this 2083-nucleotide messenger RNA. Its product is annotated as UL16-binding protein 1-like. Bases 60 to 779 code for a protein of 239 amino acids. Gene Ontology annotation, biological process: positive regulation of T cell mediated cytotoxicity; antigen processing and presentation of endogenous peptide antigen via MHC class I via ER pathway, TAP-independent; immune response. The transcript is spliced from 5 exons. Gene Ontology annotation, cellular component: external side of plasma membrane. NCBI's taxonomy places the organism in Eukaryota, Metazoa, Chordata, Mammalia, Artiodactyla, Bovidae. The record is from RefSeq and is a predicted model, not a curated record.